UUUUUUUUUUUUUAAAACAGAGGUUCACAACUGCCCCUUGUUUCUUCCACGUCUCACCAAACCGCAAAAAUGGCAACCAACUGCUUCUCUCCAACUUCCUUUAUGCACUUCCCUUCUAAUAAUCCCAAAAAUUCGCACAAAAAACUGUCACCCAUCCAUUGUUCACAAUCCAUCACAUCUCAAUCCCAAUCCCAAAAAAAACAUCUCCUCAACCUAAUAGCUGAUCAAGAACGUGGCCUUAAGACACAAUCUGACCCCCAAAAGUUGUCUGAAAUAAUCCAGGCAAUUGAUGAGUUGGCUAUUAUUGGACGUGACAGUGUCACCACUGGCAGUUCAUUGUCGGCCACGUGGCGUUUGCUUUGGACUACUGAGAAAGAACAGCUUUAUAUAAUCAAGAAUGUUGCACCCUUUUUUGGUACUAAUGCUGGUGAUGUUCUCCAAGUUAUUGAUGUUGAGAAAAGAAGUCUUAAUAAUGUUAUCACUUUUCCACCGGAUGGAGUUUUCUUUGUGAGGUCUACUAUUGAAGUUGCUUCUUCUCAGCGUGUGAAUUUCAGAUUCACAAGUGCGGUUCUGCGUGGAAAAAAUUGGGAAUUUCCUCUACCACCAUUUGGACAAGGGUGGUUUGAGACUGUGUACCUUGAUGAUGAGAUUCGAGUAGUCAAAGAUAUCAGGCAAGACUACCUGAUUGUUGAACGUGCUCCUUAUACUUGGAAAGAAUGAUUGCCGGAUUUGUCUUCUGCUUCUCUGUACAUAAAUUUUACUGAAUAUGGAGAUAAAACUUAAUCACGUUGACGUUCUGUAAUGCAUAGUUGUUGCAAUUGCUUGAGAGUGAGGGGGUUGCAGUAUAGAUAUCAAAAGUUAAAUUGUGCUUAUACUGCAAGUGUCAUUUUAUGUUGCUUGGGUUGUGAGUUGUGACACUAAAAGCUGGUAGAGAGCACCCUUUUUGAAGUUGAAACCUUGAAGCUGAUAUUCUGUAUUAAACACCAGAAUUGGAGGGUGUUGAAGGACACUUAAAAAAUUAGACUCCUAAUCUUUCGUCACUAUGGCAUCUGUGAACUAGUGUUGGGUGUUGAAGGACACUUGAAACAUGUGCAGGUUUCAUUUGAUACAUGACCGGUAAUCAGAUGCGUAUGUAUGAUCUAGAUUUUAGAGCUGGCGAGUUUAGAAUGAGUGAUCUUAUUAUGUAUCUAAAUUUUCAUUUGUUGAAUAUGUAUACCUAGUUUGAACCGAAAGUAAGGGAUUCAGUUGAGUCUAUAGAAUUUGUCCUAGAUACGCGGCUCGUAUGUUUCUUGAAGUAUGAACCCUCAAAAGUAAAAUAAUAAACACAAUCUAUUCUAUUAUCCUUUUCUUUAAA
Molecule: messenger RNA, 1354 nt
Organism: Lycium barbarum (goji berry)
Lineage: Eukaryota; Viridiplantae; Streptophyta; Magnoliopsida; Solanales; Solanaceae
Product: probable plastid-lipid-associated protein 11, chloroplastic
Exons: 4
Coding region: 70-720 (216 amino acids)
Source: RefSeq, a predicted model, not a curated record